GUCUGACUGAACUGACUGAGACUGGGACUCGACAUUUUUGCAGGGAGCGUCUGUCUUUGUUAGUACUGUAUUUUUGUUUUAGGGAUAUUUUGAAGUUGCUGUGUCUAUUUCUACCGUGGUUGUGACAGUUCAUUAUAUUAUCUAAAAUGGGUGUAAGAGUUUUUAUAUCUCUAAUAUCAGGAAACAAAGAGGUGAAGAAACGACAACAGAGAGUUUGUAUGAUUCUGGAAAGCAAACACAUCCCUUAUGAAGUAAUCGAUAUCACAGAGCCUGGCAAAGAAUCUGAGAAAGAGUUCAUGCAACAAAACAGCAAUGCCAAGGAUGCAAAACACCCACUGCCUCCACAAAUAUUCAACGAUGAAACCUACUGCGGGGACUAUGACGAGUUUGAUCUCGCAAAUGAGAAUGACGAACUGGAAAAGUUUCUGAAAGUUCCCGCCUCAUCAGCAAGUGUUGAAAAUGGACACGUCGCAAAUGGAAACACUUCUAGUCGAGAGAACUCAGCAGAAAAGGAAGGAGGAGAUCAACUGGUACCAGAAAGCCAGGAGAAUCCACCAGCGGAGGACAGUGAGAUGGUCGUUGAUAACAAUACAGAGCCAGUAAAAGAAGAGGAAGAAGUAGUUGCUAAGGAGGAGGAUGAUGGGGAACAUGAAGAGGAGGAAGAGUGAAUCGCUGCCGAAGCAGAAUAUAAAGACUUCUUCAUUUAUUUAUUUUGUCAUCCCAUUUCGUUUGAGAUUUUAGUUUGCAUGGCACCUUUUUCAGGUCUUUCAAAGCUAUCUUUUUUCAUAAAUUUACAUCUUUUGAUGGAGGUUUGAUGUUGGAUUAUUUCAAAGUUUGAAAAUAAACUAUUUAAACAUUUUUGGUUCAGUCAGACUGUCAGUACAGAAGAAGAAAAAACUAUGUGAAUUAAUGUUAAUAAUGGUUUUGAAUAACAUAAAGAUUUUAUGAAAUCUUGAUCAUCUACAUGUAUCUAUUGACAAAUCACGAAAAAGCCAUAAUUUAUGUAAUCAUUGGUACAUAAUUAAGUAGUGUUACGAGAGGAGCGAAACAUAUUUAUUUUGUGGAAAAAUAGUUUAGUUAAUUAUUACGGUAACUGAAAUUAAAUUGUAUUUUGUUUGAUGUUGCAAUUGGUUUUUAAUAUGUCCAAUUUGGUAAAUAGAUGACUCAUUUAACGUACUUAUUAGUACUGUACUAUUACAAAUGUAUAAAAGAAAUUGGAAUACAUUUUGAGAACUAAUAUUUUUUAGUUAAACAAUGAGAGAAAUUCCACCAAAUGGAGUGUGAAUUUAUUGUUUAUAUAGUAAAAGUUUGUAUAAUUGAUAAGUUUCAUUGCAAAUCAUCUAGUUGACUAGUAGUAAAUCCUGUGUCAAUUGUUGUUAUGUGCGAACCAAAACUAUUAUAGUAAAUAUUUACAUCCAGUUUUAUACCAAGAAAGUAGUUUUACUAAUGUUUUGAUGCAACCUCAUUUCGCUAGUCUUUAAAAGUACAGUAGUUUCAUUCAAGCUCAAAUGACGUAACUUUUCAUGGGUGUUAGGUUUUUGGAUUUUAUAUUUUAUGUAUCAUUAGUUUUAUACCUGCAUGCUGCAUGAUUUUUUAUGAAGAAUAAAUAUAUAUAUCUUCUAGUGUGUCAAAGAAGCCAUAAAUGGUAUAUUUUAAACUUGUAUUAUUGACAUGACAAAUUUAUUUAUUAUUAUUAUAACAAAGGUCAAUGUUAUUUGACAUUGUGAGAUUUAGAUUUUUUCAAAUAAAAAUGGUUUUUUUAUUUAUUUAGACCAAUUUACUGUAAUGUGGUGAAAAAGUAUAGUAAAAUUUAAUUUUAGCCUAGUUAUAUUAAUUUUAAUUUGUAGUUUUUCUGAAAUUUUAAUAUCACAAAGUUUUAAUGUUUGCAUUCUAAGCAUCUGCAUUUUAACCUAACAUUAUCAUCCAAGCCAAACUGAUAAAACUGAUAGUUAUUAUAAAACUAUUUUUGAAAAGGAAAUAACGACUAAUUAAACUGUUUUUAAUAUUUGUGAUGAUCUAGGUGCAUGUGCUGUAAUGGCCAGUUCCUUUAACUAAAAAAAAAAAAAUAAUUGGGUAAACAUUAAUAUAAUAUAACAAAAAUUUAGUUGUAGUUUAGACAUUGCCUACUUAUAAACUAACAUAAGGUAGCUUAAAGCCUCCACUGCCCCGAAGUAUUAUUUUUAACUGUGUAGUAAGUAACCAAGAAAGUUUUAACAUAAUAACACAUGUAAAAAUCGAAUCCCAAAGAUGUAUGUGAAUUAGUACUAUAACACAAAGUCCUUUUCAGCUUGGUUACAGUUCUGCAAACUGUUGUUGCACUUUAGUUUAUCCUAGUUAAUGAAAGACUGGAGGUUGUACAAGCACUGGCUUAACAUUUUUGGCCGACCUGCUCAAUGUAUUAUGUUUGGUGUGAACUGUUAAGUUCAUUUCACCUGCGUAUUAGUGUAUGUUUUGUAAGUGUCUAUUCUCUUGAUCUACUCCUACUGUCCUAUGUGUUAAUUAUACGCUGUAAAUAAAUUUAACGCUAUAAUUUUUUAUCACGAGUUGAUUUAACAUUGUUAUAUAUUAUAGUAUUCUAUACGCAGAUUAUAUAGUCUUUAUUUGUUUAUCAUCUCUUUUCAUCUUGCAUUAUAAGGUGUCAUUAUUGAUUGCUUUAUUUAUUCAAUGUUAAAUUGAGAUUUAUAUUUUAUUUUAUUUCAACAUAAUUUUAUGCUCCUAUUGUCUUUAUUUAGUAUUAUGUUCACUUUUCGUCAAUAAACAAUAUUGCUUAUAA
Molecule: messenger RNA, 2773 nt
Organism: Macrosteles quadrilineatus (aster leafhopper)
Lineage: Eukaryota; Metazoa; Arthropoda; Insecta; Hemiptera; Cicadellidae
Gene: Sh3beta
Product: SH3 domain-binding glutamic acid-rich protein homolog
Exons: 6
Coding region: 147-668 (173 amino acids)
Cellular component (GO): cytoplasm
Source: RefSeq, a predicted model, not a curated record